Molecule: messenger RNA, 1287 nt
Organism: Dovyalis caffra
Lineage: Eukaryota; Viridiplantae; Streptophyta; Magnoliopsida; Malpighiales; Salicaceae
Source: the annotation of a GenBank genome assembly
AUGGCAAUUCCACUCUCUCUUUCAAUACUCCUGCUUGUUUUAGCCCCAAAUUUUAUUUCCUGUUCGCCAGUUCAAGAUCCUGAAUUGGUAGUGGAAGAAGUACACAGGAGCAUCAAUGCCUCUAGAAGAAACUUGGGCUUUCUUUCUUGUGGAACCGGCAAUCCCAUAGACGAUUGCUGGCGGUGUGACCCCGGAUGGGAGAAGAAUCGGAAAAGAUUAGCCGAUUGUGCCAUUGGGUUCGGUAAGCAUGCCAUCGGUGGCAGAGAUGGUAAGAUAUAUGUAGUGACAGACCCCGGUCAUGAUGACCCUGUGAAUCCCAGGCCAGGCACCCUUAGGCAUGCUGUUAUACAAGAUGAGCCUCUAUGGAUCAUUUUCUCUCGUGACAUGGUGAUCAAGCUUAAGGAAGAGCUGAUCAUGAACUCUUUCAAGACGAUCGAUGGAAGAGGAGUUAAUGUGCACAUUGCUGGUGGUCCAUGCAUCACUAUACAAUAUGUGACCAACAUUAUAAUUCAUGGCAUAAAUAUUCAUGAUUGUAAGCAAGGAGGGAAUGCUUAUGUGAGAGAUAGCCCUAGUCAUUACGGGUGGAGGACUAUAUCGGACGGCGACGGGGUAUCGAUAUUCGGAGGCAGCCAUGUGUGGGUGGAUCAUUGCUCUUUAUCCAAUUGCAAUGAUGGGUUGAUUGAUGCAAUUCAUGGAUCCACAGCCAUAACAAUCUCAAACAAUUACUUGACUCGUCAUAACAAGGUCAUGCUCUUAGGCCAUAGUGAUAGCUAUGAACAAGACAAGAACAUGCAAGUCACCAUUGCCUUCAACCGCUUUGGAGAAGGGCUUGUGCAGAGAAUGCCAAGAUGUAGACAUGGAUAUUUUCACGUGGUAAACAAUGACUAUACACAUUGGACAAUGUACGCAAUUGGUGGCAGUGCUGAUCCUACAAUUAAUAGCCAAGGCAAUAGAUUUCUUGCUCCCAAUGAUAGAUUUAACAAAGAGGUGACUAAACAUGAGAAUGCACCACGAAGUCAAUGGAAGAAUUGGAAUUGGAGGUCUGAAGGGGAUUUGCUGUUAAAUGGAGCAUUCUUCACGGCAUCUGGUGCUGGAGCUUCUUCUAGUUAUGCCAAGGCAUCCAGCUUAGGUGCAAGACCAUCUUCCCUGGAAGGGUUCACGUUGCUGAUUAGUGGCUUUGCACAGAAGCCCAUGGAGUGUAUAAAGCUGCCUGUUAAUCUAAAUGAGAAUCUUGAUGGUGCAGAAAAGAAAACCAGUGCUCAUGCUAUGUGCCUUUUCGAUGAGUAA